AUGGGUGCAAAGGCUAGCAAAAAUACUCGAAGUGUUAAAGCAACCCCUAAACCACUCGACCCUGCUGCAUGCAAAGAUUGCAAAACGCCGUACCCAACUGCAGAGCAUUGGUGCAAAGUAUGCAAUGGAAGACGCUUUGCUACGCAGUUUAAGGAAUGGACAAGUGGAAACGAAGACAUUGAUACUUUCAUUCAGGAAACGCAGAAUUCCGCUACUGAACCGGGGAGGAUCUUGGAAUGGAUAGCAUACGAAAAGUUCGAAGACGUUGAGAAGAUUGGAAGGGGUGGGUUUGGUACCGUAUAUCGGGCUAAAUGGAAGGACGGUUAUAUAAGCGAUUGGGAUCCUGUUCGGAAACAAUGGGAUAGGGCCGGAGCGACAACUGUCGUGCUCAAAUCCUUGGACAAUUCCGAAGAUAUUUCAUCGGGCUUUCUUAAAGAGCUCAGAGCAUAUGUAUCUCUGGAAAAACACAGAACAUCUAAAUCGAAAAGUUCGACAGAGAUUAGCGAGGAUGCAGAAAGGCAUAUUCUCCCUUGUUACGGAUUUACAAAACAUCCAACUUCUCGUAACUUUAUGUUGGUCGUCGAAUAUGCUACCGAUGGCAAUCUACGAGAUUACCUACAUGUGAACUACGAUAGCACGCCCUGGAGAUAUCGUCUAUCGAUACUCUGGACGCUGGCCGAGGGUUUGAGAAUAAUUCAUAACAACAACUUGGUACAUAGAGAUUUUCAUUCGGGAAAUGUGUUACAGCAAGGAUUGUAUUCCAGAAUCGCUGAUGUGGGUUUGGCUCGAUUACCGAAUGGUGCGUCAUUACCGUCUAACGCAGGUCCGCUCGGUGUUAUGCCUUAUCUGGCACCGGAAAUACUUCGUCACGGAUCAUAUUCCAAAGCAGGAGAUAUAUUCGCUUACGGAAUCAUAAUGUGGGAGAUAUCAUCGGGACAACAACCACACAGCGACGUUGCUCAUGAUCGCGAAUUGGCUCUUCAGAUCUGUGCUGGAUCACGACCGCCCAUAAUUCCUGGUACACCCGAAUGCUAUGUAGAGCUAAUGGAAAAGUGUUGGGAUGUUGAUCCUGCAAAGAGACCUACUGCAGAGCAAUUGUUGUUGAUAAUGGGACAAUGGGAUAUUAAUGUGAUUAGAGCUGCUGAGGAAUUUAGACGGAAGACGUUAUUGUUUCAGAAGGAGCCUGCUCAUCUGUCGAUGAAUAUUCAUCCAGAUGCUGUAUAUGUCAGUAGAUUAUUGCCUAAUAUCAGCAGUUAUACUGACAAAGAUAUUGCAGUGAAAAAGCAGAGGUCAAAAUGA
This is a messenger RNA of Paraglomus occultum, 1299 nucleotides long. The record is from the annotation of a GenBank genome assembly. Lineage: Eukaryota; Fungi; Glomeromycota; Glomeromycetes; Paraglomerales; Paraglomeraceae.